Molecule: messenger RNA, 2762 nt
Organism: Ricinus communis (castor bean)
Lineage: Eukaryota; Viridiplantae; Streptophyta; Magnoliopsida; Malpighiales; Euphorbiaceae
Product: probable serine/threonine-protein kinase PBL21
Exons: 7
Coding region: 970-2145 (391 amino acids)
Biological process (GO): protein phosphorylation
Molecular function (GO): protein kinase activity; ATP binding
Source: RefSeq, a predicted model, not a curated record
AACACAAGAAUAGUUAAAGAAGUUAGAUACAGACAACCUCCUACAACACGGGAUCAAAGUAGCUCACCGAAUUAAAGAGAAAAAAUAAAAAAUAAAAAAAGAAAGGAAAAAAGCUGUAAGCUUUGUCACGUUAUGCGGUUCUAAUGAUAGGAAAUUUUGCAAUAAGAACAAACAGAGGCAAAGGCAAUAAUGUCAAAAGGUAAACUUAAACCCGACGCCAUCCACCGAACGGCACAGUUUAAAUUCAGAAACAGAGAGAGAUAUUGGAAAAAACAAAAAGUGGGUCUUUGUGUAGGAGUGUGAGAAGGAUGGAGAGCGACUGGCAUUACAUUCAUGCACAAACAUUAAUGAAAAAAAUAAAUCGAUCAGUAGUUUUUAUUUAAAAAAAUUAACAAUAUAAAUACAGGAAAAAAGAAGGAGGCCCACCUCAUCCAAAGAGAACCCAAUGCAAUAGUUGCUCAUCAUUGCAUCACCUUUUCUACAAUAUGAUUUUUAAUUAAGAGUCUCAGUUGCCGCUAAAUCUGCCGCUUAAUUUGUUGCAUAUUCUUUUACUAAAUUUAUGCUUUGGGAACUGACUACCUGUCAUUUUCUCUCUGUUUUACCCUUUCCUUAAACCUUCCAUACCAUUUUGAGCUGUUGAUGUGUUAUGUUAAAUUCUUCCUUUUGGUUCUAUUUGUGGAAAUUUUUAGUGUAUACUAAAUUAUAGUUAAAUAUUUUGGUUUUUAAUGUUAUACGGAUUAUAGUUAUUGCGUAUUGAGGGGACACGGUCACACGGCAUUGAAAUUUCGGUUGUUUUGGUUUCUCUCCUCUUUCGGGGAGGGAAAAAUAAACGAUUUUUGUUUCUUUUGGUUGUGUCCCUGAUGGAGGGUAAUUAGGGUUCGGAUGAACAAUUUAGUUGUUGUUCAGUGGUCUAUUCAAUUGUGAGCAAUUUUAGUUUCCAAGAAGAAAGAUUUUGUAUUGUUAAAAAAAAUGAGGUGUUUUUCUUGUUUAAGUUCUCACAGGAAGGAUACUAAGAUCGACAUUGAAAGUGGCCCUCGAUCUGCCUCUCUCUAUUCUUCUGAUUCCUCAGGUAGCGGGAAGGGAAGAUGGAACUUGAAUGGUAAUGCGAAAGUAAAUGGUAAGGACAAUGGCAAGAGGAGUGGUGCUCAGAGUUUCACAUUUAGAGAGCUUGCUGUUGCUACCAACAAUUUUAGAGAGAUGAAUUUGAUUGGAGAAGGAGGUUUUGGAAGGGUUUAUAAAGGCCGGUUAGAAUCAGGCCAGAUUGUUGCGGUGAAGCAACUCAAUCAUGAUGGUGUUCAAGGGUUUCAGGAAUUCAUAGUGGAGGUUCUUAUGUUGAGUCUGUUGCAUCAUUCUAAUCUUGUAACCUUGAUUGGCUACUGUACUGCUGGUGAUCAAAGACUACUGGUUUAUGAGUACAUGCAGAUGGGUAGCGUGGAAGACCAUAUUUUCGAUCUAGAUCCUGAUAAAGAGCCAUUGAAUUGGAGCACUCGGAUGAAGAUUGCUGUUGGUGCUGCUCGGGGCCUUGAGUACCUACAUUGCAAAGCAAAUCCGCCUGUUAUAUAUCGAGACCUGAAAUCUGCAAAUAUUCUGCUAGACACUGAUUUCAAUCCAAAACUAUCGGAUUUUGGGCUUGCAAAAUUGGGACCAGUUGGUGAAAAUACACAUGUUUCAACCAGAGUUAUGGGAACAUACGGAUACUGUGCCCCAGAGUACGCUAUGAGUGGCAAAUUGACUCUCAAAUCUGACAUUUAUAGCUUUGGUGUUGUUCUGCUGGAGUUAAUCACUGGUAGAAAGGCAAUAGAUCGCUCUAAGAGACCAGGAGAGCAAAAUCUAGUUGCUUGGGCUCGCCCAUUUCUUAAGGACCAGAAGAAGUUCUAUCAAUUGGUUGAUCCUCUGUUGCAAGGGUGCUAUCCUCGCCGCUGUUUGAACUAUGCAAUUGCCAUUACUGCAAUGUGUCUUCAUGAGGAAGCAAAUUUUCGCCCUCUUAUUGGUGAUAUAGUUGUUGCUCUUGAAUAUUUGGCCUCGCAGUGUCAUGGGUCAGAAUCCAAUAGCAGUCAGGUAAGAAGUGGCAUUCCACAAUCUUCCAUGGCAACAAACAGGGGUGCUGUUUCUCAAGAACCAAUGUCUAGGAGUACAGCUUUUUAGACUUCAUUAGUCAGAAGCUUCUUAAACCCUCUGAUUACUGAAGAAUGACAGUAAGGAGUUGAAAUUAUUUGAAGGAAGCAUCUCUAUAUAUGUCAAUAUCUCCACUUUGCUGAUUCUUUCGAGAACCAAAGUGAUUCUUUUGGCAUCUUGCUUUUGUGGGGCAUUAUCUAUGCACUUCAUCUGUGUGCAUUGAAGAGGAAACCGUUGCUUGUUUCUGUACACAGUUGUCUUCUCAUUAUUUUGGCAUCAUCACCCCAAUUAAUAUUAUCUGAAAUUCAUCUGCUGUUGUGUUCAAUUUAGCUGUAACAAUGUGUGUGGUGGCAAGUUUCAUAUUUAUUUUUCUGGGGGUGCAGAGAGGUUAAAAGAAUAAGGCAGUUUCACUUGGUGCCCUUUUGGGUUAUCAUUUGAAUCAAAUAAAUGAUUCAUGAUUCAAUGGCUUGUGCUUCAAUCAUAACUUGUGGAUCUCUUCUUGCUGUGUGCUUUCAGGUGUCUUGCCAAACUUGGGAUGAAAAACCUGCAGUAACAUAAGUGCCCGUGAAUCUACUCAGUUUACUUAUAUGUGUAUAUGUUUGUAUAUUCAGUUGGGUUUUAUAAAGAAGCCUUUUCUUUUACCUUUA